AUGGCCGACAUCAGUGAGCUGGCCUGGCUCACGUACCUUGUGCUGCACAGUGGUCAUUUAGUGGAGCUGAGUGACGAACAGUUUGCCAAGUUGCCCCGCUUGGAGCUCCUGGUCGUAACCGGAACUUGCACAGAACGGGUCUCUGCUAACGCUUUCGAGGGGCUCUCCAACCUGUGGUUCCUCUCCCUCCAAAACAACAGCCUAAGCAGUUUGCCGGAUAAUAUUUUCCAGCCACUUCUUAAUCUAAAGUACCUGUACCUUUGCAGUAAUAAGCUCGUUGCUCUCCAGGAAAAUAUCUUUAUUCAUAAUCCAAGACUCAGAACGUUAGUAAUUUACGGAAAUCCGCUCACAAAGCUAUUGCCAAAAACUCUGGAGUCUUUAACAGAGCUUAACGUUUUGGACCUGAGCAACUGUAGUUCCCUGCAUGAGCUCCAAGUGCACAGCACCGAGUUCCUGAUCUUAAACAAUAGCGGUAUUAACCGACUCGACAUAUUGGGCAAGGUAAACAAAGUUCAGGCCGAAAACAACCAAAUAACCGUUCUUAAAAUCGACAACAAACUUCCACUCACCGAGCUGGACCUGCAUGGCAACAAGCUGGAAUCCCAUAUAUUAGCCGGAAUCCUCGUGGGCAUGUGGAGACUCCAACGCCUGGACCUUUCUAUGAAUCACAUAGGAGAUCUGCCCACCCUCAAGAGCGCUAAAUCUGGCGAGGUCUUUAUUUUACCCAAUCUCCGGUUUGUCAACCUGUCGGGCAAUCGGUUGGAACACCUGCGAGGCGAUUCGCCCAUGCUAUCGCCCAGUCUCACCCAUCUGGACCUCUCGUACAACAGGAUUAGUUUUAUAGAACCACAUGUCUUCGGCGUAGUUAACAAUCUUCAGAGCCUGCACAUUGAGGGAAACCUUAUCAGACACUUCAAAUACAAACGAUUUCACAAUGAACAAAGGGGCCUGAAAGAGGUGGCUCUCUAUGAGAAUGAGUUCAGCAAGGAAAGCUACUACAAUAUCACUAAAUAUUUCACGGAGGCCGGUGUUCUCGUAAUAGAGAAACAUCAAAAUGCUGUUGUAGAGACAUUUGAGCAGGAAGCUUCGGAUGGUUGGAGUUUUUGGGAGGUCCUGAUCUUUAUAUUCCUGUUGUUUGCUUUGGCCUCCAACGUUGUUCUGUUUCUGCGACUCCAACGUGCCAGCGGAUGUUCUUACGGACCAAGAAGAUCCUCGAGAUUGAAGGCGAGUUUCAUCAGCAUUAAUGACCCCGAUAAUUGA
Drosophila kikkawai is the source of this 1260-nucleotide messenger RNA. The record is from RefSeq and is a predicted model, not a curated record. NCBI's taxonomy places the organism in Eukaryota, Metazoa, Arthropoda, Insecta, Diptera, Drosophilidae.